Molecule: messenger RNA, 2856 nt
Organism: Asterias rubens (European starfish)
Lineage: Eukaryota; Metazoa; Echinodermata; Asteroidea; Forcipulatida; Asteriidae
Product: NADPH oxidase 5-like
Exons: 14
Coding region: 1-2793 (930 amino acids)
Biological process (GO): superoxide anion generation; defense response
Cellular component (GO): NADPH oxidase complex; plasma membrane
Molecular function (GO): calcium ion binding; superoxide-generating NAD(P)H oxidase activity
Source: RefSeq, a predicted model, not a curated record
AUGUCGCAGUCUUUUAAAGAUCGCACGAAGAGCCAGCGUGAUGUCCGGCUAAGGCCUUCUCGCAAUGCUGAUAACGAAUGGCUGGCCUGGGUGGCUAAGAAAUUCAAAGGUGCCCAAAAUAUCGACAGGCAAACUUUCAAAAAGGUCCUCCAAGUAAAAAAUGAGUUUUUUGCAGAUCGUUUCUUCGACGUGUUUGACGAGGAUAAAACUGGCAUGAUAUCCUUAGCUGAGAUGAUGGACGGUUUGUUCCUUCUCAACGAAGGAACAAAAGAAGACAAGAUUCAAUUCUUCUUCACUAUGUACGACUUGGACAACAAUGGUGAGCUCGACAAAGAUGAGCUGAGGAGUCUCUUGAAGACAGGAAUGGUUGAAAGUUCGGUACAGCUAAGUGAGAACAAGCUAAACCAUCUGACAGACACACUGUUCACAAGUGCAGACCAAGACAACAGCGGUAGCAUCUCAUUUGAUGAGUUCUUGGAAGUGUUGGUUCGGCAUCCAGGCCUCAUGGAGAACUUCUCAAUCGGAGCGUCAGCAUGGUUAAAAUCAUCUCAAGUCAAGAAAACGAAUCAAGACGUUCGUUCCCACACUACAGCAGCGAGCUACAUCUUGAAUAACAUCAAACGGAUCGGAUUUCUGCUCUUUAUUUUCCUCAUCAAUCUCAUUCUUGUCCUCGAAGCCGUUAUAAGAUAUUCCAAGACGGCGGAUUCCAACUGUUUUUUUUUAGCUGCUCGUGGUUGUGGCAGUGCGCUAAACUUCGACUGCUCCGUGGUUGUUCUUCUGAUGCUCCGUAAGGUCCUGAGUUUCUUAAGAACGACAUGGUUGUUGCGUUGUCUACCAUUUGAUGACACCAUCAACAUUCAUAAACUAAUCGGCUACUUGUGUUUUGUCCUUGGCAUAAUACACACCAUUGGGCACGUCGGUAAUGCACUAAUAUUGCAAACCUACAAAAACUUCACGGCGGUAGAGCUGCUAUUUACCGAUCCGGGCCUCCUGCCAGUUGGUCUGCGAGUCGGUGAGCUGGAGGGAAGUGCCUUCAUCACGGGCUGGAUCCUCAUUGCGGUCUUGCUGAUCCUCAUUUGCGGUUCGGUCCCCUACGUCAGACGGUCUGGACACUUUCAGGUGUUUUUCUGGACCCACAAGAUUUGUUACUGUCUCUUCUGGUUCGUGCUCAUUCUCCAUACGCCCAGCUUUUGGUUAUGGUUCAUUCUUCCCGCGUUUUGUUUCAUCCUUGAGAAGGUCUUUGAGACGAAGCUUGUCAAGAGGCUUCGAUUUGGAAAAACGUACAUCAAGGAAGUUAACUUACUACCCUCCGGGGUGACCCAUUUGGUCUUGCCGAGACCGCGGAACUUCAAGUACAAGGCUGGCGACUACAUCUUCAUCCAAAUUCCCGGCCUGGCGAAGCAUGAGUGGCACCCGUUUACAAUAAGCAGUGCACCGGAAGAAAUUGAUACUGUUUCUGUGCAUAUCCGCUCUGCCGGCAACUGGACCAAGCGACUCUAUCACAUGUUCGACCUCAUGACGUCACACUCCAUUAAACGCGGGCAUAUCAGCGUCACUUCACUAACCUCUAACCAGGGGAAUGUUAACAAAGGAUUUGAAAUGUCACCAACGGAUGGUGGGGAUGAAGAGGCAAACGUCGCCACGGUAGAAGAGUACAAGGUUGACCAUUCAGGGAUGGAUGGAUCAGAUGAGGACUCGUCCGAGUACGAGUUGGAUUUUGAGGAGGAUGAAGUGCGCCCUCAUUUGACGAUCCGACGAGUCAGUUACCAGCCUCCUGAAGAGCUACCCACGACUGAGUGGAAAAAGGCGCAUGAUGCUCCGACCAUAAUGGAGAAAACCGGGGAGGAAGAGGAGGAUGAGGUGGACGAUGAAGCAGAAGAGGAUAAACACGAGGAGGAGGUUGAUGAACACGAUAAGGAGGUUGAUGAAAACGAGAAGGAGGUUGAUGAAAACGAGAUGGAGGUUGAGCAGGCAGUGGCGGUGGUGAAGAAGGAGGCCAGAUUUGCAAAUGAACACCAGGACACUUCUGAUGUUGCUGAACUCACUUUAGGAAAUGAUAGCGCUUCAGUGACGGUUGAGAUCGAACCAACCUCGCCCUCUUCGUACAAGAACUACGAUCGACGCAAGAGCAAGCCCUUCGUUAAGCCGAAUGUCAAGUUUGAUUUGAAAGCAGGUGGACGAUUACGAGUUCACAUCCAGGGACCGUACGGUACCCCAAGCACCAGCAUCUUCCACUCAGAGCAUGCCGUGAUGAUCGGAGCAGGAAUUGGUGUCACUCCCUACGCUUCCAUUCUCCAAUCCAUCAUGUACAGACAUCGUAACAUUAUCAGCGAAUGCCCGAACUGCAACCACUCCUGGGUGGAUCUAGAAAGACAGAAGCGCGCCCUCAGAGUCAGGAAGGUGGAUUUCAUUUGGAUGAACCGUAACUACAUGGCCUUUGAAUGGUUCGUUGACUUACUCUUACAUCUGGAGAAUCAACAGAGUGAAUACUCUCUGGAUCGGUUCCUAGACAUCCACCUCUUCAUUACCGGUAUGAAGCGAUUUGACCUGAAGAAUAUUGGCCUCCAGAUGGCGCUAGACUUGGUCCAUGAGAAGGAAAACCGUGAUUUAUUGACGGGACUCAAGACUAAACUACAAGCGGGGAGACCCGACUGGGAAAAGCUAUUCACAAAAAUCAAGUCUGAGAACAGAGGGAAGGUGUCAGUGUUCUUCUGCGGAGCACCAGCUCUCGGAUCUGUCAUCAAAAGCCAAUGUAAUACCUUCGGCUUCAAAUUCCACAAAGAGAGCUUCUAGAUAACCUGAACGUCUGACGUCAUUCUUCGAGGCUCGUGAAUAAAGACAGGGGCCCAGGCUAGC